AAGCACAAGCUGGAAUCAAGAUUGCUGGGAGAAAUAUCAAUAACCUCAGAUAUGCAGAUGAUACCACCCUCAUAGCAGAAGGUGAAGAGGAACUAAAAAGCCUCUUGAUGAAAGCGAAAGAGGAGAGUGAAAAAGUUGACUUAAAGCUCAACAUUCAGAAAACUAAGGUCAGCAGAGGGGAUGUGGCCUGCUGACCUUGGGAGGUGGGGAUAACAGACGCAAGCAGGUGCGACGCCAUUUGCUGCGGCGAAGCGUCGGUGAAGGCGGAUCUCGGAAGAUGUCCAUCACUAGCCUCCCGCAGAGGCGACCCAGUCUCGCAGUUAGUUCGUGUCACCCUGUCUCAAGCGUCUCCCUUCGGAGGAGUCGCCGCCACCACCCGCAGAGAAGUCGGAGACGCCUCAAGUGCGUCGUCACCGCCAUGCCUAAGAACAAAGGUAAAGGAGGUAAAAACAGACGCAGAGGCAAGAAUGGGAAUGAAACUGAAAAGAGAGAGCUAGUGUUCAAAGCAGAUGGGCAAGUAAUCAAAAUGUUGGGAAACGGACGAUUGGAAGCGAUGUGUUUCGAUGGUGUUAAGAGAUUGUGCCACAUCAGAGGGAAACUGAGAAAGGUCUGGAUAAAUACCUCAGACGUUCUGUUGGUUGGUCUUCAGGACUACCAGGAUAAUAAAGCUGAUGUAAUCUUAAAAUACAAUGCAGAUGAGGCUAGAAAUCUGAAGGCUUAUGGCGAGCUUCCAGAAUAUGUUAAAAUAAAUAAAACUGAAAUAUUUGACCCUGGAGAUGAUGAUGAAAUCCAGUUUGAAGACAUUGGAGAUGAUGAUGAAGCCAUUGAUGAUAUCUAAAGGGAACUCAGCCUUGCACAUUCCAGUUUUCUCUGAAGAUUGUUCCACGGUUUGGAUGUUAACUGUGACUCAUUAAAAUAAAAGUUUCAUUAGCAGCAAAAA
Molecule: messenger RNA, 940 nt
Organism: Capra hircus (goat)
Lineage: Eukaryota; Metazoa; Chordata; Mammalia; Artiodactyla; Bovidae
Product: eukaryotic translation initiation factor 1A, X-chromosomal-like
Exons: 1
Coding region: 278-838 (186 amino acids)
Biological process (GO): translational initiation
Cellular component (GO): cytoplasm
Molecular function (GO): RNA binding; translation initiation factor activity
Source: RefSeq, a predicted model, not a curated record